Antrostomus carolinensis (chuck-will's-widow) is the source of this 3654-nucleotide messenger RNA. It is a transcript of the gene ACE, whose product is annotated as angiotensin I converting enzyme. The record is from RefSeq and is a predicted model, not a curated record. Gene Ontology annotation, biological process: proteolysis; positive regulation of systemic arterial blood pressure; regulation of systemic arterial blood pressure by renin-angiotensin. Lineage: Eukaryota; Metazoa; Chordata; Aves; Caprimulgiformes; Caprimulgidae. Bases 1 to 3654 code for a protein of 1217 amino acids. The transcript has 24 exons. Gene Ontology annotation, molecular function: metallopeptidase activity; peptidyl-dipeptidase activity. Gene Ontology annotation, cellular component: plasma membrane.
AUGUCCUCUCUUGCUGUGCAGGUUGAGGCAUCACUAGAGGAACAAAACUUCACGGAGGUGUGGGGGAAGAAAGCCAAGGAGCUCUAUGGCAACAUCUGGAGCAACUUCAGUGACCCACAGCUGAGGAAAAUCAUCGGCUCCAUCCAGACCUUGGGACCCUCCAACUUGCCCCUGGAGAAGAGAGAGCAGUACAACACCAUCCUGAGCAACAUGGACAAAAUCUACUCCACGGCCAAGGUGUGCCUGACCAACGGUACCUGCUGGGAUCUGGAGCCAGACAUCUCGGACAUCAUGGCCACCUCCCGCAGCUACAAGAAGCUGCUCUACGCCUGGGAGGGGUGGCACAACGCCGCGGGCAACCCACUGCGAGCCAAGUAUGAGGAGUUCGUGAAGCUGAGCAACGAGGCCUAUCAGAUGGAUGGGUUUGAGGACACAGGAAGCUACUGGCGCUCCUGGUACGACUCAGCCUCCUUUGAGGAUGACCUGGAACAUCUCUACAACCAGCUGGAGCCACUCUACCUCAACCUGCACGCCUUCGUCCGGAGGAAACUGUAUGACCGCUAUGGCCCCAGAUACGUCAACCUGAAGGGUCCCAUCCCUGCUCACCUCCUGGGCAACAUGUGGGCUCAGCAGUGGAACAACAUCUAUGACCUGAUGGUCCCCUACCCCGAGAAGCCUAACCUCGAUGUCACAAGCACAAUGGUGCAGCAGGGCUGGAACGCCACCCACAUGUUCCGAGUCUCAGAGCAGUUCUUCACCUCCCUGGGUCUGCUGGAGAUGCCCCCUGAAUUUUGGGAGAAGUCCAUGCUGGAGAAGCCAACGGAUGGGCGGGAGGUGGUGUGUCAUGCCUCGGCCUGGGACUUCUACAACCGCAAGGACUUCAGGAUCAAGCAGUGCACGACGGUGACCAUGGAGCAGCUGUUCACAGUGCACCACGAGAUGGGCCAUGUCCAGUACUACCUGCAGUACAAGGACCAGCCUGUCUCCUUCCGCAGUGGGGCCAACCCUGGCUUCCAUGAGGCCAUCGGCGAUGUCAUGUCCCUGUCUGUCUCUACCCCCAGCCACCUCAAGAAUAUUGGUCUCCUCAGCAGUGCCACCGAGGACACAGAAAGCAACAUCAACUAUCUACUGAAGAUGGCCUUGGAGAAGAUUGCCUUCCUGCCUUUUGAUUUCCUAAGCCUUCCCUUCCCAUUCCCUGUCUUGGUUCAACUGGGUCCCUCUUGCCAGCUCAUGCUCUUCUCUCUUGUCUGCAGAACCAAAUACCAGGGUAUCUGUGCGCCAGUUUCGAGGAAUGAAAGCAACUUUGACCCUGGAGCAAAGUACCACAUCCCUGGGAACACCCCUUACAUCAGGUACUUUGUGAGCUUCAUCCUCCAGUUCCAGUUUCACAAGGCGCUGUGCCAGGCGGCCAACCACAAUGGUCCCCUGCACACCUGUGACAUCUACAUGUCCAAAGAAGCUGGAGCUAAACUCAGGGAAGCGUUGAAAGCUGGGUCUUCCAAGUCGUGGCAGGAAAUACUUUUCAACCUCACUGGCACAGAUAAGAUGGAUGCUGGGGCCCUCCUGGAGUACUUCAGCCCUGUCACCAAGUGGCUUCAGGAGCAGAACAACAAGACCAAUGAGGUGCUGGGCUGGCCUGAGUUUGACUGGCGUCCCCCUAUCCCUGAAGGCUACCCUGAAGGCAUUGACAAAAUAGCUGAUGAAGAACAAGCUAAAGAGCUCUUGUCCGAGUACAACAGCACAGGAGAGGCAGUGUGGAACGCCUACACUGAGGCAUCCUGGACCUACAACACCAACAUCACUGACCACAACAAGGAGAUCAUGCUGGAGAAGAACUUGGCCAUGUCCAAGCACACCCUUGAGUAUGGCAUGAAGGCCAGGCAGUUCGACACCUCCGACUUCCAGGACCAAAGUGUCACACGCAUCCUCAAGAAGCUGAGUGUCAUUGAGAGGGCGGCCCUGCCUGAGAAUGAGCUGAAGGAGUACAACACCCUCCUCUCAGAUAUGGAGACCACGUACAGCGUAGCCAAGGUCUGCAGAGAGAACAAAACCUGUCACCCCCUGGAUCCUGACCUCACGGACAUCAUGGCCACCUCACGGGACUAUGAUGAACUCCUUUUUGCCUGGAAGGGCUGGCGGGAUGCUUCUGGGAAGAAGAUCAAAAACAACUACAAGCGAUACGUGGAACUGAGCAACAAGGCAGCCAUGCUCAAUGGCUACACGGACAAUGGGGCCUUCUGGAGAUCCCUGUAUGAGACACCCACCUUUGAGAAAGAUCUGGAGAGGUUGUACCUGCAGCUGCAGCCCCUGUACCUCAAUCUGCACGCCUAUGUACGCCGAGCCCUAUACAAGAAGUACGGUGCAGACUACAUAAACCUGAAGGGUCCCAUCCCUGCUCACCUGCUAGGCAACAUGUGGGCCCAGUCAUGGUCCAACAUUUUCGACCUGGUGAUACCCUUCCCAGAUGCCACCAAGGUGGAUGCCACCCCAGCCAUGAAACAACAGGGCUGGACACCCAAGAAGAUGUUUGAAGAGUCAGACCGUUUCUUUACCUCUCUGGGUCUCAUCCCCAUGCCACAAGAGUUCUGGGACAAGUCCAUGAUUGAGAAGCCAGCAGAUGGGCGGGAGGUUGUGUGUCAUGCCUCAGCCUGGGACUUCUACAACCGCAAGGACUUCAGGAUCAAGCAGUGCACCGUGGUGAACAUGGACGACCUAAUCACAGUGCACCAUGAGAUGGGCCAUGUCCAGUACUUCCUGCAGUACAUGAACCAGCCCAUCUCAUUCCGCGAUGGGGCCAAUCCUGGCUUCCAUGAGGCAGUCGGGGAUGUCAUGGCCUUGUCUGUCUCUACCCCCAAACACCUACAUAGCAUCAAGCUGCUGGACCAAGUCACAGACAACAAUGAAAGUGACAUCAACUACCUGAUGAGCAUCGCCCUGGACAAAAUCGCCUUCUUGCCCUUCGGAUACCUCAUGGACCAGUGGCGGUGGAAGGUGUUUGAUGGACGGAUCAAGGAGGAUGAGUACAACCAGCAGUGGUGGAAUCUCAGGAUGAAGUACCAGGGCUUGUGCCCGCCGGUGCCAAGGUCUGAAGAUGAUUUUGACCCUGGGGCAAAGUUUCACAUCCCAGCCAACGUGCCCUACAUCAGGUACUUUGUCAGCUUCGUGAUCCAGUUCCAGUUCCACCAGGCGCUCUGUGCAGCAGCCGGGCACACGGGUCCCCUGCACACAUGUGACAUCUACCAGUCCAAGGAGGCCGGGAGGAUCUUGGGGGAGGCCCUGAAGCUGGGUUUCAGCAAGCCAUGGCCUGAAGCCAUGGAGCUCAUCACAGGGCAGCCCAACAUGUCAGCUGAUGCCCUGAUGAGCUACUUCGAGCCGCUCAUGACAUGGUUGGUGAAGGAGAAUGAGAAGAACAGGGAGGUCCUGGGCUGGCCCGAGUACAGCUGGACUCCUUACACAGCCACUCCAGCCCAAGCCAGCUCCAGCCAAACUGAUUUCCUGGGCAUGUCCCUGACCAGCAGUAAAGCCACAGCAGGUGGCUGGGUCUUGCUUGCCCUGGCACUCAUCUUCCUGAUCACCACCAUCUUCUUGGGCGUCAAGGUCUUCUUAUCCAGGAGAAAGGCCUUCAAAUCCAGCUCAGAAAUGGAACUGAAAUGA